Molecule: messenger RNA, 1102 nt
Organism: Ricinus communis (castor bean)
Lineage: Eukaryota; Viridiplantae; Streptophyta; Magnoliopsida; Malpighiales; Euphorbiaceae
Product: heavy metal-associated isoprenylated plant protein 39
Exons: 3
Coding region: 289-849 (186 amino acids)
Molecular function (GO): metal ion binding
Source: RefSeq, a predicted model, not a curated record
CUGCUACAACAUUAGCGCACUGAAUUCAUUCUCUUGCUUUCUCUCUCUAGCUUUUGCCCCCCUUUCUCUCUCCUAUUCUGCAUUUUCUUGUUUUGAUUCGGAUUUUUUGGUUGCAAACCCUGCAUUUAUCUUCUAUCUUUUUCAACGAAGCAUUAUUCGAUUUCGUCUCUGCCUCUCUUUCUCUCUCCCUCCCUCUUUUUUAGAAGCUCAUUUUCUUUCUCUUUCUCUAUUUUUCAACCUUCUUCUCUGCUCUCUGGCUUUGAUCUGCACAUCAGUGCAAUCCAGAAAAUGAAGAAGUUUAUACUGAAGUUGGACUUGCAUGAUGACAAAGCUAAGCAGAAGGCUCUUAAGACAGUUUCUACUCUUUCAGGGAUUGAUUCCAUCGCCAUGGACAUGAAAGAAAAGAAAUUAACAGUGAUAGGAACAGUUGAUCCUAUAACUGUAGUGAGCAAGUUGAGAAAGUACUGGUCAACAGAUAUAGUUUCUGUAGGGCCAGCAAAGGAGCCUGAGAAGAAAGAAGAGCCAAAGAAAGAGGAACCCAAGAAAGAAGAAGAGGCUAAGAAAGAAGAACCAAAGAAAGAAGAGGAGGCAAAGAAAGAGGAACCCAAGAAAGAGGAAGAAGCAAAAAAAGAAGAGCCAAAGAAAGAGGGAGAAGCAAAGAAAGAAGAGCCAAAGAAAGAGGAAGAAGGAAAGGCUGCACCAGCACCAGCACCAGCACCAGCACUGGCACCUCCACCAGACCCAGUUUUAGAGCUGGUCAAGGCAUACAAAGCUUAUAAUCCUCAGCUGACAACGUACUACUAUGUCCAAAGCAUUGAAGAGAAUCCAAAUGCUUGUGUUAUUUCUUAAGUUGGAAAUGGCUACAGAAAAAGAGUUCGCCUUUGUCUCGGACUGGUGAUGGUUUUUGAUCUUAUCAGUCGAUGUGCAAACAUGUGUUAAAGAGGUAAAACACCGAAGAACAGAGGAACCUUGUAUAUAGAUGGUGAUGCCUCAUUCAAUCUAUUCAGAACAUAAGUAAUGUGUAGAAAGAAUAAAGGAAAUUUUGGAACUUGUUUUUUUUUGUCACCACCGUAGUUGUUAUAUCAUAUAUACUAUUUGCUUA